AUGAAUCCUGCAGGAGUUUUGCUCUUCUUCUCGGUGAGUCUGUGUGCGGCUCAGAGACAGAAAACACCAAAGAAAGGAGAGCUGGACUUCAGGAACGAAGGUUUCAGGAUGAAUCCUGCAGGAGUUUUGCUCUUCUUCUCGGUGAGUCUGUGUGCGGCUCAGAGACAGAAAACACCAAAGAAAGGAGAGCUGGACUUCAGGAACGAAGCAGAGAAAGGGAACAACAGAGCAUGUGCAAACCUCACGCUGGUUUUAGACAACUGGAAGUACGCCAUCAUGACUCAGGUCAAAGAUCUGCUGCUGCACGACCACAGCACUGUGCUGCCCGACUAUGGAAGGAUCCAGCCUCUGUCUGACGCUCUGGGAGAUCUCUACAGCGAGUUCAACACCCUGAAGGAGCGCCUCUCUGAGCUCACCUCAAACUUUGACAGAGUGGAGUCGUUCGUGGACGAUGUGAGAUCAGGGAGGAAGACUUCAGCGCCUCGAGGUAAACCAGGAGCUCCAGGAUCACUGCAAGGAGAGACAGGGGCUGCUGGGACUGAUGCAGGAGGUCAGCCUCAGAGGAGGAGGACCAGGGUCGUUGUCCGGAGGGUGAAGAUACCUGUAGGGUCACGGGUCUGAAGACGGAGGGAGAGUUACAGAAUCAGAACACUGAUAGGUGUGGAGUUUUUGAGAUCUGAGAAAGCUCCAGGUAGUGACAGCACCGAUACUGACCCCCAACACCCAGAACCCAACAAGAAGAGUCUGCAGCCAGAUAUGAAGAUAUUAAAAGACAGGGGAGGCAGAGACAAGACUAACACUGUUUACAUACAGUAAUAUUCUGAUUUACCACUAGAUGGCUCCUCAGCUUCAGGAGGACAUAUUUAGAUUUUAGGGUCAUGGGUGUAGAGACCAUAAACUCUGGAAAAAUGUAUCUUUGAAAUGUGUAAAUAUCAAUAAAACAACCAAUCAACAUUUCCUGUCACAGUCAUCACCCUCACACUGUCAUAAUUGUGUUCUUAAUAUUCAUUUUAAGGGGUUAGUGACAGGAAUGAUAGUUUGUUUUGGAUUUGCUUUCUAUUUUUCAAUGAAAGUCUGACAUAUUUUUUUAUGUUUCUUCAAAAUAAAAGCCUAUAAUUGUAUGUUUGUUCAAAAUAAAAGCC
Messenger RNA from Notolabrus celidotus (New Zealand spotty), 1142 nucleotides. RefSeq lists its product as uncharacterized. The record is from RefSeq and is a predicted model, not a curated record. Bases 1 to 621 code for a protein of 206 amino acids. The transcript has 4 exons. Lineage: Eukaryota; Metazoa; Chordata; Actinopteri; Labriformes; Labridae.